GAGCAGAGGCGGAGCAAAGGCAUGGACCUCGUCUCUAAACCAGGAGGCAAAUCCAUCGUGUGGGUGUCCUUCGGUUUUAAAGCUGAUGAGAACGGACAGCCUUUGAACCCUGGACAAGCCGUUUGUCGUCUGUGUCGAAAAACCAUAUUGUCAAAAGGUGGAAGCACCACGAAUUUGAGAAAUCACCUGAAAGUUCGGCAUCGCGUAGAUUUACUUGAAGCUUCUUCGUCCACGACCCCCGAAUCCUUGUAUGAGACUCAAGCUUUCUGUUUGAAUCAUGAAGAAUUCUUGGACAAAGUUCCGCUUCUCCAGGAUUCUUCCAAUCAGAAUUACAUCCCAGAUGCGGCGCAGCCACCAGGGGAUCCGUGGCUGCAAGGUGGACCAUCCCGAGCUGUCCUGUCACUGCCUUUGUGCCUGCGCCUGUGUGGAAACAUCGACUCUGGAAUGUCCGAACCAUCCAGUGGAGAGUCAAUGGGGGAGAUGAAACUAUACGCCAAUUGUCACCUCCAGCAAGGCGUCACUUUUGGACCCUUUGUAGGAGAACUGUGCAGGGGACAGAUGCCAACCAAUCUCAAAUAUUCCUGGGCUAUUAGAGAAGAUGCUGCUUUCAUCUAUGUUGAUGCUUCUGAUGAAAAUAAAUCCACCUGGAUGAGGUGGGUAGUUCAAAUUUUAGUAACGUGUCCCUUCAAAUUACAUUUUUUUCACUUUGUGUGUUUUAAUGCUACCUGACUUUUAGUCAAGUUGAUUUAAUUAGUUAAUUUGGAUUAACACUCACAUUUGUGAGUCACACUCCCAGAGCCCAACAGCACCUUUCUCUGGUCAGACCACAGCCAGUCGCAGAGCCCCAUGCCUGUCAUCACUGACGUGUCAACAAUUUCCCACACGAAUGCCUCUUACGACUCAGGUGAGCCCGACCCAACUGGUCGACCGCUUGACCAGAACAAGAGGUGAGGUGAAAGAGGUGAACUGUGCUGGGGAAGCAGCAGACCUCCAAAAGCACUUGGCGAACAAACAUCACAUCAGACCACGUGACAGCAACAAGGAUCAAUGUGUAGGUCAGGGACGCUCUCGGCCACCGAUGGUUACAAGCGGUCUGUCUGCUUAAAUGACAGAUGCCAUCACAAGCUUUUUGAUCACAGAUCUCCAGCCCCCUGCUAUAGUUGGAGGGGGGGGGGGGGCUUCAAACAACUGAUCCAUACACUCAAGCCCUCCUGCAAGGAGCUGCCAUCACCCUUCCUGCUGGAGGACCUCCUGAAAGAACAACACAGCAAAGGCAAAAUGAACUUGGCUCAACUGCUGAGGAUGAAAACGGGAAACAAAGAGAAAGUAUAUGACCACGCUGCUCCCCUCGAGUUUGAGCCCAGGGUACGCGGGCAACCUUCCAGUCACGGCAGGGAAGUUCCUCACUUUGUCACUUUAAGUGUGGACAUUUGGUUUCACAGUGGGCAGGGCAACACUCAACGGUACCUCACACUAUGGGCACACUACAUAGACCGCAAUUUUAGCUUUCAUAAUCUUGCCCGAGGAACACAAAGGCUGAGAUGGAGUGGAGUGAGACAUUGCAGCCUUCGGUUGGUGGAGGCCCAAGUGAAAGCCAUGGCACAGGAAUGGGGAAUUUCUCAGCCUAAUCUGCUCUUGUUUGGAGGGGAAGGAAGGAAAAAGAUCAGGCUGGUGCCAACAGAGAAAGAUGCCGAGGCAGGAUGCGUCUCUCCUCCAAACUCAACAACGUUUCUGGAGACGGAGGACUCCCCUGAUGAACCAUCUUGCUGGGAGCAUGUCCAUUCUAACGAAGAACUGCAGACAGUGCCGUGUUUCUUCAGCGCUUUGCAGAGCUGCAUUGAAGAAGUUAUGUCACAUAAUGUAAUUUCCAAAACGCUUAACCAGUUCCACAGUUUUCUCUCAAGCCUGCUCCAUCCACCAGCUCAAAGCAAAAGCUCAUAUCAGCAUCUCGCCCAGAGCCGCUUGCAGACUUUGACGAGAGAAGAACAGACGGACCUGAGUUCAUGGGCUCAUAGUCGACCAACCUGAAAUAAGCUGUACCCCUUAGCAUACUCAUCAAACAUAAAAGCCUUUUCUGUGAUAUAAUAAAAGAGAUCAAGGAGGAGGAUUUGUCCGAAGACAGCAGUCCUUCAGACUCAAGUUUGUCUUUGUGCUCUCAAACAAACUCCACCAUCUCAACAAGCAUCUUCUCCUUACAUUCUGAAUGGAAGGUUCUGGAGGAGCUGUGUUUGGUCCUCAAACCUCUGCAUGUCGCCUGUCAAACUCUUGCCAAAGAAGCCUUUCUCCGUCUGUCUCUAAUUAAACCUAUUCCACUGGACUGCUGUCUCGCCAUCUCAUCACCCGACCAGAAGAUUCAUCAUCAGUUCUGAAGGAGGUAAAAAGGAUGGUGAGGCGGAGCUUGGCCAACUGCUACGACAACCCCGCGGUCAACAGAGCUCUCUGUGUGGCGUGCUCCCUCGACCCCCAGUUCCACGGCCUGGGAUUCAUGGAGGAGAAGGAACAGGUAGCCACUUUUGAUUGGCUUAAGAAAGAAGCCAUCAGAAUUGUCAAGGAAGAUAGGAGGAGGCAAAGCAAAAAGCAUUAGCCGAUUAAGAGGAGCCCCUCCCCUGGGUCACCAGAAUCAGAGGGCAACCAUCUGCGGAGGAGCAAACGCAUCAAAGAAUCAGGCCCAAUCAACUUCAGAAAGAUCGCAGAUGAAGUCGAGGGCGAUGUAGGAGAGGCCAAGGGUAUGGAGUUCCUGCUGGGAGAUCUGUUCUGCUCUGCCCCCAGAGUACACAAAGCUCCAUAGAGGACUCUGUAGACGUGGAGAUGACUGUCUUUAGAGCUGACAAAGGGGCUUGACUGGGAGUGAAUCCCCUGCAGUGGUGGAGGACAAAAGCAGUACAGUUUCUGCUAUUGGCCGACGUGGCACGUGCCCACCUGGCUGCCCCUGCCGUGGCAGGUCAUGUAGCACAGGACUACGCUCAGGAUAGAAUGGACACUGUGUACCGGCAAAGAGAUAACAUCCCCUCAGAAAGUUUGGAUGCACUCCUGUUUUUAUACCACAACAGCAUGGCAACUACCAAGAGCCUUCCUACGGCUGUUAGGACAGAUGACAGGAACGGUGGGGUUGAUAAGGUCCCAUAAGCACAACAAUCCGCUUCACAUUUAAAGCAUAAAACAAGGGCUCAACAGCAAAAUAGAUUACCUUUUACUGCAAUCAGUACAAAUGUAUGGAGCUUUGUAUGGUUUUGCAUUUAUGAACGACAAUGGGUUUAAAAUGAACCACUCCAUUUGUAGUUGAAGUGUAGUACUUUGCAGAGUAAAAUGUCUCUAAAACAUAUUUGACUGAAAAGUUUAUUGACGAUUGAAUUGAAUUUAUUGAAUCAAAUUUUCUAAAUAUUUCAGCCUUUAAGUAAUUAUAUAUUUUAUUUUAUUUUUAUUUUCAAUUUGAAUUUUUAAGAAUGAUAUGUAUAGAACUGAACUGAAGCCUGAAAACCGUACCCCAUAUUGGUAGUAUGUAAAAAACACCAUCUGUGGCCUUGCUUUUGCAGAGAGAAAAAUCUGAAUUUUAGAAUAAAUAUAAGGAUCUGAUUAGCUCAUUGUUGGUUUUGGUUGUCAUAGAAGAAGAAUCUCUGGAAGCUCAAAAAAUACUUGCUUAGAAUAAACACACAAUUUUAGACAAGGAAUGUUAAUUUUUCACGCACACUGCUGUAAUUGAAUGUGUCCAGCUACUUACAGAAUUUUUUUCAGCACCACAAUAUACCCUUUUUUACAGCUUUUUUUUCAUUGUUCUGUAUUUUUUAUACUUUGUAAUAAAGGAAGUAUACUUUUA
Betta splendens (Siamese fighting fish) is the source of this 3814-nucleotide messenger RNA. RefSeq lists its product as uncharacterized. Bases 1048 to 2028 code for a protein of 326 amino acids. NCBI's taxonomy places the organism in Eukaryota, Metazoa, Chordata, Actinopteri, Anabantiformes, Osphronemidae. The transcript has 5 exons. Gene Ontology annotation, molecular function: DNA binding. The record is from RefSeq and is a predicted model, not a curated record.